Messenger RNA from Ostrinia furnacalis (Asian corn borer), 1186 nucleotides. RefSeq lists its product as uncharacterized. NCBI's taxonomy places the organism in Eukaryota, Metazoa, Arthropoda, Insecta, Lepidoptera, Crambidae. The record is from RefSeq and is a predicted model, not a curated record. The transcript is spliced from 8 exons. Gene Ontology annotation, biological process: autophagosome-lysosome fusion. The annotation marks the transcript as partial.
GGGCCAUGGUGACUGCAAAAGCCCGGUGUCCUCGAUCGAAAGCUGCACUGAGGACUCGAGGCUACUCCUCAACUACCAAGCCUGCCCUGACGUGCACGGGUCUGAGAGCACCGUGGAGGAACUGGAGUGCCUAGCAACGUGGAAGGAGGGCAGCCUGAGGUUCCUGGUGGGCAAACUGCACCACAACCACGCGACCAGCAACGAGGACCGCUACCGCUGCUUCGUCUACGAGAAGACAAAUGGUAUUGCAUCAGGAAGUGCAGCAAAAGAUGGCCCCAGCGCUCCUGGUGGCGUGGAGUACAGAGUGGCCCAGUCUGGUGACGCGACCUGCAACGGCCUGUUCAGCGCCACUGAAGGCUCCAGGACUAUGGCUUUGAAGCGAGUAUCAGUUCGCUUCAACUGCCAGUUCCCGUCCUGGAUGACGUUCUCGCACACCUGGCACACGCUAGACUUCAGCAGCAACUACACGUUCUACCAGCGGAAUGCAACGCUACGGAUCAGCAACCAGACUGGCGCUGAUAUCAAAGUCUACUGCGUGAAUGUGAAGGCCAGCUCGCCCAGUGGAAACUCGGUGGCUUUGGUCGCUCAUUGGCAGCACCACUGUAGCAACUACACGUUCUACCAACAGAACGCGACGUUACGGAUCAGCAACCAGACCGGUGCUGAUAUUAAAGUCUACUGCGUGAAUGUGAAAGCCAGCUCGCCCAGUGGAAACUCGGUGGCUCUGGUCGCGCACUGGCAGCACCACUGCCUCGUCACGUUCUACCAGCGGAACGCGACGCUACGGAUCAGCAACCAGACUGGCGCUGAUAUUAAAGUCUACUGUGUGAAUGUGAAGGCCAGCUCGCCCAGUGGAAACUCGGUGGCUUUGGUCACGCACUGGCAGCACCACUGCCUCGUCACGUUCUACCAGCGGAACGCGACGCUACGGAUCAGCAACCAGACUGGCGCUGAUAUUAAAGUCUACUGUGUGAAUGUGAAGGCCAGCUCGCCCAGUGGAAACUCUGUGGCUUUGGUCGCGCACUGGCAGCACCACUGCCUCGUCACGUUCUACCAGCGGAAUGCAACGCUACGGAUUAGCAACCAGACCGGUGCUGAUAUUAAAGUCUACUGUAUGAAUGUGAAGGCCAGCUCGCCCAGUGGAAACUCAGUGGCUUUGGUCGCGCAUUGGCAGCACCAUUGGUAA